CCUAGUCCUCGCCGGCUCCCCUCGGCUCCGUGACCUACGAACUGUAGCCAUGACGGGUCGCGGUACGGCUAGCCGCUUCCUGACCAGCGUCCUCCACAACGGCCUCGGCCGCUACGUGCAGCAGCUGCAGCGGCUCAGCUUCACGCUCAGCCGCGACUCGCCCUCGUCCCGCGGUGCAAGGGAGUUCGUGGAACGGGAGGUGACGGACUUCGCCCGACGGAACCCAGGGGUCGUAAUCUAUGUGAACCCGCGGCCCUGUAACGUCCCGAGAGUGGUGGCAGAAUACCUGAACGGAGCCGUGCGCGAGGAGAGCAUUCACUGCAAGUCCGCGGAGGAGAUUGCGACGCUGGUGCAGAAGCUUGCCGACCAGUCGGGCUUGGACGUGAUCCGCAUCCGCAAGCCCUUCCACACGGACAGCCCCAGCAUCCAGGGCCAGUGGCACCCCUUCACCAACAAGCCCACCUUGCUGGAGGUGCGGCGGCCACGAGAGGCCCAGAACCCCGCACAGUGAGCAUGGCCGCAGGCGUGCACCGCUCUCGUUGCACUUGGAGUCCCUGAUUGGCCUGCUGAAAUAGGAGACUUGAAGAACUUCAAGGGUUUUUCAAAGGAUCCUUGUUUUCUGAAAUCUGAAUUGAUGCUGGUGCUGCUCUCCAGCCACUGUCAGGGGCUUCAGGCUGGCACCUGAAGACACUGUGGUGCCGAGUUGCUCCAUCCGUGGACCCAGGAUGUUGUCUGCCAUCUCCUUGGCAGCUAUUUGGGCUGGGCACUUUGUACAGACUCUGACCCUUUGUGAAGAUUUUAGUGCGGUUCAUAAACAUACCCCAGAUCACA
Molecule: messenger RNA, 831 nt
Organism: Ochotona curzoniae (black-lipped pika)
Lineage: Eukaryota; Metazoa; Chordata; Mammalia; Lagomorpha; Ochotonidae
Gene: MRPL43
Product: mitochondrial ribosomal protein L43
Exons: 3
Coding region: 50-511 (153 amino acids)
Biological process (GO): mitochondrial translation
Cellular component (GO): mitochondrial large ribosomal subunit
Molecular function (GO): structural constituent of ribosome
Source: RefSeq, a predicted model, not a curated record